This is a messenger RNA of Lasiosphaeria miniovina, 2209 nucleotides long. Its product is annotated as fungal-specific transcription factor domain-containing protein. Bases 1 to 1947 code for a protein of 648 amino acids. The record is from RefSeq and is a predicted model, not a curated record. Lineage: Eukaryota; Fungi; Ascomycota; Sordariomycetes; Sordariales; Lasiosphaeriaceae. Gene Ontology annotation, molecular function: DNA-binding transcription factor activity, RNA polymerase II-specific; zinc ion binding. Gene Ontology annotation, biological process: regulation of DNA-templated transcription. The transcript is spliced from 2 exons.
AUGUACAUGUACAGGGAAGGCGGCUGUUGGACCUGCCGCUUGCGACGCAAGAAGUGCGAUAGGCAUGGGCCAGUGUGUCGUGUUUGCUCAGCACUGCUCAUCACCUGCCACUACACUCCGGAGAAGCCGGACUGGGUGGACGGCGGCGAGCGACAGCGGGAGAUGGCGGAGCAGCUCAGGCAGGAAGUCAGAGACAAGGCGCCCUAUCGCCGCAGCCUGGCAUAUACGAAAGCCAUUGUGCACGACGAAUGCAUGCCGUAUGCUACAGUACCGCCCGGUUUGCCGGAAGCCGGCGCCAAAGCCUCGGAUGCAGCUAAUCCGCCGACUCGCCCUCGCCGAGAUGCACUGGAAACAUUCUCUGGAAAAUCUCCAGGGUCGGGCAAUGGAAACACGCAUCCUGCUUCUGCACGGUUCCCCGGCGUGUCUUCCAUAGCCCCUUCGACUUCUUCUCCAGACAGAGACGUGCAACGCGCGCCGGACUGGACCGGCCUCGACCGGGGCCUCAUUGUCUGCUAUCUCGAAUUUUAUUUUCCCUUCCUCUUCCCCUUCUAUCAGCCCUCCAUGCUGGAUCGCGGACGGGCGUGGGUCGUCGACUUCAUCACGGACAGCCAGGCCAUGGAGCAGACGACGCUCAGUCUGAGCUCCUACUUCUUCUCGCUCGCGCUCGAGACGGCGCAGGAGGCCGCGCACGAGACGUGCAAGCAGAUCGCCUGGGAGAAACUGCUGAACCAAAUACACGGCACGUUCGGCCUCCUGCGGCAAGAACUGCCGUGUGUCACGGCCGCGGACGGUGUGGCAGAGAACCUGCCAAGGGCUGUGCAGAUCAUGGGCUGCAUCCUGCUGCUACAGCGCUUCGAGACGGCCGUCUGCAGCUUCGAGAACUGCGAGGCACACCUCAGCGCUGCCACCGAGCUCUUCCGGCAUGCCCUAGACGGCACAGGAGCUGCCGCCCUAGACGGCACAGGAACUGCCGCGGCCUCCGGCCCGACUGCACGGCCAUGCAGCUUCGCGUUGACCAUGCGCCAGCUACGCGGCCACGGCCCGCCCUGGCCGAGACAAUAUCCGACUUUUCAGGCUCCCAGCUCGGAGCAGAUGGCGUUCCGCUUCUUUUCCGCGCUGCUGCUCGUCGACGACAUCGUCGCCAGCACGGCCCUCGGCGAGGAGCCAAAGCUGCACCAGUAUCACGCCAGCAUCCUCGGCGAUGGCCAGUGGCCGGCCGACAGGGACGGCGAGGACGAGGCGUACACUAUCCGCCUCGAAGGCAUCGUGGGCUGCCAGAAUUGGGCAAUGGUCGCCGUCGCCAAGGUUUCGGCGCUCGACGCGUGGAAGAAGCGCCGGAGGGCGGCCGGGGACCUCGACGUGAUGGAGCUGGUGCUGCGCGCCGCGGCCAUCAAGGGAACGCUGGUGGCCAACCUGACCCGUGCCGAGGUCGCCCCCCCAUUAGCGGUUCCAUUUUCGGCCGGCACGGGCAGCAGCAGCAGCGGCAGCGGCAGCAGCGGCAGGAGCAGUGCCUGGGACAUCUUCACGCCGUGCAACGGCCAGGCGUCCGCGCUGGCCGAGCAGAGCCUGCUCGUCACCCGCAUCUGGGCUCACGCGGCCGCCCUCUACCUCUCGGUGGUCGUCUCGGGGUGGCAGCCCGCCAGCGCCGAGGUGCGCCACCACGUCGCUUGCGUCUUGGAGCUGCUGACGCAGCGCGCGCUGUCCUGGGCGGCCCUGCGCACCGUUGCGUGGCCUUUCUGCGUCGCGGGCUGCCUCGCGGCGCACACGCAGGAACCGCUCAUGAGGAGCGUGGUCGAGGGGCUGCGGCCGCCCGGUCUCCUCGGGCCAGUGCAAAAGGCCUUACAAAUCAUGGAGGCUGUGUGGCGCAGCAGGGACCUGCUAGAUUCUACCACCUGGGAUCUUGCGGCAUGCUUUCGAGGGCCGGGCCAUCUCGUGCUACUAGUGUAGCUAGGCAGAUAGCCGUCCUAACGUGCGGCAACGUAGGUAGGCUGCUGCUUGCUCGUACCGCCGUACCUUGGGUUCCUCUUGGAAUGCUGAAGCAAGGCAGACCGACUCAUCAUUUCCCUUACAGAAAGGACUUCACUUGUUGCUUGACUAGGAUACAUGGGUAGGUACUAGAAAGACGAGGAGGACGGAAAGAGCGUGAAGCUAGAGCUUGUAUUUAGUCUCUCAUGAAACAACUGCUUCUACCUGCGUGUCCAAGUUGUAA